AUGUUCCGAGAUGUAGUGGAUCGAAGCAAUGAGCCUCCUCGCAUCAAGCUGUAUCAUCUAGAGAAGGCUCUAGUGGGAGACGCUGCCAAAUUGAUUGACGCCAGGACUCUAAAUGAAGGAAACUACCACAGAGCCUGGCAACUGCUAGAGAAGAGAUACGAGAACAAGCGGCGAAUGAUCGAUUUGCAUAUUCGCGGGUUGUUAAGCAUGCAAAAAAUAGUGAAAGAAAAUUACAGUGAGCUGCAAAAAUUAGUUGAAACUUUCAGCAACCAUGUGGAGAAUUUAAAGUUUCUUGGACAGGAAUUUACUGGUGUUUCAGGGCAAAUUGCUGUUUAUCUGUUAGCACAAUCCAUUGAUGACGAGACGAAGAAACUUUGGGAGGCGACCAUACGGCGAGGUGAACUACCAAAUUUUGACUUAACAGUACAAUUUUUAAAAGAUCGAGUGUCAAUUUUGGAAAGAUGUCAGCCAACCGAAGAAAUUAAAUUCAAGCAGCAGCGCAUUUAUUCGAACCCGUCCUUGGAAGAGCCUUCGAUUCAGCGUUUCAACUCAGCGAAUUCUCCUGCAGUGCAACAAAGUCAAUGUGAUUUCUGCAGUAACAUCCAACCAUCUUACAAGUGUCCGGAAUUCAACAGUUCUACAUUGAGUCAACGUCUGCUGAAGCUUCCCGAAGUUAAACUACCAACCUUUGACGGAUGUGUUUCAGAAUGGAUAACCUUCCGGGACACUUUUAAAUCACUCAUAGACUCGAAUCCCCAACUGUCGCCAAUAGACAAACUGUCGUAUCUCGUUGCAUCUCUUUCUAAAGAUGCCAGGAAAGUUGUCGAAUCCGUCGAACACACAGCCGCAAAUUAUACUGUUGCUUGGGCACUGCUGGAAAAGCGAUUCGACAAUAAAAAGUUGAUUGUAAAAACCUAUAUUGAUAGUCUUUUUUCGAUUGAACCAAUAAAAAAGGAAUGUUACGAAUCACUAAUGCAUUUAGUUGACGAUUUCGAGCGGAAUCUGUGCAUGAUCGAGAAGAUAGGCAUUCCAACGGACGGUUGGAGUGUGUUGCUGGCACAUAUGAUUUGUAGUCGCCUAGAUGCGUCGACGUUGAAGCAAUGGGAAAUUCAACACAAAUCCACGGAAGUUCCCAAAUACAAUGAUAUAAUAACAUUCCUUCGCACACAGCUUACAGUGUUACAAUCUUUGACAUUGUCGAAGUCACGUUCGGUCGAUCCAGUCAGAUUCGAUUCAAAUAGAUCACAGAAAUCUAAGAUAAAUACAGUCCACACAACUACCAAUACCACAUCAUCACCUGGUUCAUGCCCUUUUUGUUUGAAAUCACCGCAUUCGCCAUUCAAGUGCGAAUCAUUCCAGAAAUUGUCGGUAGCCCAACGCUUCGAACAGGUGAAAAAGAAAAAUCUGUGCAUCAACUGUUUUUCCUCCUCCCACCUACUCAGAAAUUGUUCUUCCGGUGCUUGCAGAGUAUGCAACCAAAAGCAUCACACUAUGCUCCACCAACCAUCGCAAGAUCGCUUGUCCACUCAAUCGAAACCACACACCUCUGCUGUUUUGACCACUUCGCCAUCGCAUCAAAUUGAUCAGUCCAGCUUAUCAAACCAACCGUCACAACCACGGUUAUCAUCGUCGACAGAAUCUCAAUUGCCUUCAACCUCGGCCCAAACUAGCCUCGUGUCCACCACUCUCGUUGGUAGCAGUCAAAGAAUGCCUGCUACAGUUCUGCUGCAAACCGCAAUCAUCAAGGUUUUCGGUUCUGGUGGAGACGCCCUGUGGGCCAGGGCACUGUUGGAUCCUGCGUCGCAGUUGUGCUUAAUUACUGAAAACAUGGUCCAGAAAUUAAAGCUUCGUCGCUAUCCAAAUCGCCAAGAAAUUGGUGGAGUUGGAAACACUCUCGUCGUGUCGUAUCAUGCUGUUGACGUUCGGAUAGGAUCUCAUUGUACGAAAUUUACGGUUGAGGAAUCUUGUCAAAUAUUGAAGAAAAUCACUCGUGAGCUUCCAGUGAACCCUGUUGAUUCGUCAACUUGGAAUAUUCCAUCCGAAGUCAUACUGGCUGAUCCAAUGUUCUAUGCGCCAGGGCCAAUAGAUUUGCUUCUGGGAAUGGAACUAUAUUUCGAUCUUCUUCUUGAAGGAUUAAUAAAACUGGGCCCUGAGAAGCCAGUUCUUCAAAAUACUGUUUUCGGAUGGGUAGCAUCCGGAAAAAUUGUAGCUCACCACCCUCGUACCCAACACAAGUUAGCUCACGUGUGCAGCGCAGAAUCAGUCGAUGAUCCAAUCUCUCGCUUCUGGGAAAUAGAAUCUUGUUGGUCCAAUAGUAUACGAUCCCCAGAUGAAACUUUCUGCGAGCAGCAUUUUGUUGCUAACACCUUUCGUGACGAAUCUGGAAGAUUUGUCGUUACCUUACCGAAACGCCCAGAUAUAUUGUCUCAACUCGGGAGUUCCAAGGAAAUAGCCACUCGAAGGUUCCUUGCCCUUGAACGCAGACUUGAUGCGAACCUCCCACUCAAAGAAGCGUACACUUCAUUUGUUGCUGAAUAUUUGCAACUCAAUCACAUGCGUGAGAUCGACGACACGGAUAACACAUUUCCGUCUUACUACUUACCUCAUCAUGGAGUAGAGAAGGUGGAUAGUACAACCACCAAAUUACGGGUGGUCUUUGACGCCUCUUGUCGAACGGACAGCGGAUUUUCGCUGAAUCAGGCGUUAAUAGUGGGACCGGUUCUACAGGAUGACAUUCUAGACAUUUCGCUUCGCUUCAGAAUUCAUCAGUUUGCUAUUAUUACGGAUGCUGAAAAGAUGUAUCGGCAGAUCCGCCUCCACCCUGACGAUUUUCCACUGCAUCGAAUUCGCUGGCGGUCCUCUUCCUCGGAACCGCUGAAAACGUUUGAACUAACCACAGUCACCUACGGUACUGCCUCGGCGCCAUACUUGGCUACAAGAUGUCUCCUUGAGUUGUCGAAACAGGGAGCUAAUGAAUUUCCUCUAGCCGCGAAAGUCCUGUCAAAGGAUUUUUACAUGGAUGACAUGCUUACCGGUGUCGAUGAUGAAGAAGAGGGAAAACACUUGUGCAGGCAACUGCGAAGCCUGUUACAAUCUGCAGGUUUUAAUCUACGCAAAUGGGCGUCAAACUCGACAGCUAUAUUAUCAACCAUACCUCCCGACCAACGCGACGAUCGAGCAGUAAUAGCACUGGACUCACCAGCAACCAUAAAAACCCUUGGACUAAUAUGGGAGCCAUCGACCGAUUUACUCCACUACUCUGUUCCUAAUUGGUCCCAAACAGAAAACAUCACAAGACGAACCGUAUUGUCGGAUACAGCAAAGCUUUUCGACCCUCUCGGCCUGAUUGGGCCGGUGAUAGUCCUUGCCAAGAUAUUUGUUCAAUCUCUCUGGCGAACUUCUGCAUCCUGGGACAAUCCACUAGACGAGUAUCAACAGCAGCAUUGGUUGGAGUUCCACAGUAGUUUGCAAGGAUUAGUAUCUAUUACCAUCCCAAGGUGGGCAACCCCUUCCUUCAAUCGCGUAGUGCUUGAAAUGCACGGGUUCUGCGACGCCUCUGAGAAGGCUUACGGGGCCUGUUUGUAUUUGAGAGUUGUUUCAAAUGACGGCAGAAUAGCCGUGCGUUUACUAACCGCCAAAUCUAAGGUGGCCCCUCUCGGUGAUUCGAAGAAACAAAAACGCAUCUGCCUACCGAGGUUGGAACUCUCAUCUGCCCUUCUGUUGAGCCAUCUGUACCAUAAAGUUCAAGCCAGUACAACGCUGAAUGUCAAGACAAUCUUCUGGACAGACUCGAUGAUCACUCUACAUUGGCUUCGGUCGACACCAUCUAGAUGGAAAACCUUCAUCGCAAACCGUGUUUCUGAAGUGCAGCAUCUCACACAAAGCGGUAUUUGGGCGCACGUUCCAGGCAUCGAAAAUCCUGCAGACAUAAUUUCCCGUGGUAUGCGGCCAGCACAAUUGCAAGAAACCGCAUCCUGGUGGAAUGGUCCACCCUGGCUCAGCCAACCAUCGCGUUUUUGGCCACCUCUAAUUCCACAAACUUCCGUCGAAUUGCCGUCAGAAAUGCUGGAAGAAAGGACAGUUUCUCUGCCAGUGCGGGUGCACCCUCCGAAUGAAAUCUUUUUCUUACGAUCGUCGUUUCCGGCGCUUGUUCGUCUAAUUGCACUUCUUCGUCGCUUCAUUUAUAACAGCAAGCUUAUCAAUCGCUCAAAUCGACGAUAUGGUUUCCUACAAGCUUCAGAACUCGCGGAAGCCUCCAACAACCUAGUUCGACUGGCACAACUCGAGUCUUUCAGCAAGGAUAUCGCUGCUGUAGCUAAAAAUGGCCAGGUUGACUCACACUCUGAUCUACGAACACUUGCACCAAUUCUCAUCAACGGCAUUCUAAGACUUCGUGGCCGACUCAGGCAUGCGGCCAUAUCCGAAGAUAGUAAACAUCCGAUAAUCCUACCUGCACGACAUCCACUAACUACGUCUAUUGUGACCUACUAUCACCUGAAAAAUCUUCACGCCGGUCCUCAGCUGCUUGUAGCAUGUGUCCGGGAAAAAUUCUGGCCACUCCGCAUUCGAAAUUUAGCACGAAGCGUAGUGCACUCAUGUGUAAACUGUUUUCGCUGUCGUCCUCGUACCCUCGAUCAGAUCAUGGGAGAUCUGCCUUCAGAACGAGUUACUCCAUCGUUACCCUUCCUCAAUACUGGAGUGGAUCUUUGUGGACCGUUCCAGUAUCGCAAAGCCAGCAGGGCUCCACCAAUAAAAUGCUACGUAGCCAUCUUUGUUUGCCUUGUCACCAAGGCAGUUCAUGUGGAGCUAGUCUACGAUCUCUCCACUCAAGCGUUCAUAGCAGCGCUACAUCGAUUUGUCGCCCGACGAGGAAAACCGAACCUCAUAGAAUGCGACAAUGCCAAGAACUUCAAGGGUGCUGUGAGGGAACUAAAAGAAUUAGCCAAGCAGUUUCGUUCUCAACAACAUCAAAGCAAAAUAGUCAACCGUUGUGCUGAUGACGGGAUAACCUUUAAAUUCAUUCCGCCACGCAGCCCAAAUUUCGGUGGGCUAUGGGAAGCAGCGGUGAAGUCCUUCAAGCAGCACUUCCGUCGAACCGUAGGAAACUCGAUCCUAUCCCUGGACGAAUUCGUCACCCUGCUCGCCCGCAUCGAAGCCUGCUUGAAUUCUCGACCGCUGACUCCACUUACGGCUGAUGUCAAUGACUUGGAAGUUUUGACACCAGACUCGAUCGUUGGCAACGAAAUCAAGAGCUUCUUCGGCGGUUGUGGAAACGCUGGACGAUCGAUUACCUGUCUGGUCUUCAUCCACGUACCAAGUGGACUCGCAUACGAGACAACGUCGCCAUAG
Molecule: messenger RNA, 5349 nt
Organism: Toxorhynchites rutilus septentrionalis
Lineage: Eukaryota; Metazoa; Arthropoda; Insecta; Diptera; Culicidae
Exons: 3
Coding region: 1-5349 (1782 amino acids)
Biological process (GO): DNA integration
Molecular function (GO): nucleic acid binding
Source: RefSeq, a predicted model, not a curated record